GUGAUUUAAAAAAGUAAACGUCACUAAAAAACAAGUUUCUCUACAAAACGGCCGAAAAUGCGAAAAAAACAUCACAAAAUUAUUUUAAAAUAGACACAGUAAUGUAACCUGGUUUACUAAAUACAGGAAACAACCAUGUUUAUUUCGGAAAGAUAAGUAAAUUCGGUGUAGGAUGGACCCUGCCGCAUCUUCAAGACCCGCCAACUUUGAUGAAAUAUGUAGAAGAUGCAUCAUAAACGUUGAAGAAACGGCAAUUCCAGCCAUAGCACAAAGAAGUACUGUUGUUAAAUACACCAAAAUUCCAGAUUUCGAUUUUAACUAUGAUUCUAAAGGCAAUUGGUCAGAGAGCAAUUACUCCCUACCCCCGCGGUAUCGUCGUUUUGUCUCUCUGGAUGACCAAACCCUCCAAGUUAGUCAAUCAGCUAAGCUGGAUAUAAUACCACCUCAAAAUCACUUGCUUACAUCAAAGGUCAAGAGAAAAAUGGUCUCUAUAUCUGAAAACAAAGAAAUUAAAUCAGCAAAACAGUCAUCUAGAAAACAAGUUUGGUCGCAUAGAGAAUCCCAGGUUGAGGACAAAUCCAUCAAAACAACAGCUCGAUUUAAAAACAUUACAGGUAAAAGAGACAAAUCUUAUGACAAUUUAAAUCACUCGCCAGUUAGUAAUUCUAGUAGUAUACAAGUUAAGAAGAUUUUAAAUAAUAACCCUUCAAGCCAAGCUGCCAGUAACAAAGGCAGGACAGUCAGGAAGUCAUCACCUAGCAGAAUUACUCACAACAAAACCCACAGUAGGCCCAUACCAAAUACUGAUACUCUGGACAACCAUAUUAAGAAAGAAACAAAUAAACCAAAAUCAGGUAAAAACACAGUAAUAUCAAGAAAAGCCACUGCCAGAAUUAAAUCUCCUAAAGCAACUGAAAUUAACAUGCACAUUCCAAGCGCAACUUCAGAGAAAAUGGUUGAAACAAUGUCCAGACGAAUUGUAAAAACGCAAAGAACACCCACAACUGUAUCUACAAAUUCUGAAAAAAUACAUAAGUACACAGUAGAUAGUAACAAAAAAGAAAACAAGAAAACAUUGCUUAGUCCAUCAUCCGGGAGAAAAGUGCAUUCUACAAAUGUGAUUCAUGUGCCUUUAACAAAUCAAAAAAAUAGGUUAAAAUCUUCUACUAACUCUUCCUUACAUCCUCCAAUGAGCGACAGAUCUACUGAAGCGAAUCUACCAAUCACAAUGCAUGCCCAGGUGGAUACUAGUUCACUGCACAAUCUUUCCGACCAGUAUACUGACAUGCAAGACUUCUCAUCCUUAAUACAUAGUGAAAAACAGCUAUGUGACGUAGAAACACAGGCUGAAAUGCUGACUGAUUGUAACACCACCCAAACCGAUAACAAUAACCUGGAUACCUCAGUCCCUGUAGUGACUUAUGAUAGUCUAAAUAUACCAAAUGUCUCGUUAACUAAAGAGAAAAGUAAUCCAAAUGAAUUAAAAAGUCUUUCGUUACCCAAUUUAGAAACACCUGCUCUGACCUAUCUUCCUGGGAAGGAAGAAAAACAAUUACAAAGCAAGUCAUACAUAAUAAGUCGAGCAAUGGUCACCUACACCACAAAGCAGAAAUUUGACAUACAGGUGAUUGGUAAGCAAGAAUCACGGUCUACAUCCUCUAGUCCAAUCACCCAGUAUCCGCUCAGUGUAGUGUCUGUUUUAAAAAGGGAGUUGCAAAAGUGUGAGUCAGAUAAAGUGAAUGCUUAUUGCUCUAGUCAUAGCAGAACUAAGUCAGAGACUGAGACUACAGACUGUGCAAAGUUGCCUCAAGUCAUAUCUUCAUAUGCAGUAAGCCGAACCAACUUAGUCAAACCAUCUGAUUUAAUCAGUGGUAUAAGGGUCAACACUGAUUGCUUCUCUGAUCAAUUUCAAAUGGAAUUGAACUUUAUUGACUCGUUUUUUGAGUCACUACAAUAUUUGGAAAGCAGCUUGAUAUCCAAAAAGAGUUUAAGUCUAAGCAAGACCGAGACCUGGAUCAAUGGGAACUAUGACGCUGAUAACUCUGAUUACAAUAAUUUCUUGUCAAAACUAGAGAAUGACAAUGAUUCUCAAACAAUGGCAACCAACAGCCUUUGUCUGCUCAACUUGCUUAUCCGCAAUGAACAGAAGCGUGCGGAGAACCUCCUGGUCGCAUUGAAAAUGCGAGAAGAGGCUCUGAAAGACUUCACCAAGUCACAGAUCUUGUGGUUGGAGACGAAGAAGAAGCAGGACAAUACGGACAUCUCAACAUUGAAGAAAAAACAACGAGGGGCAUUACUGAAGCUACAGCUCGAAUGUGGGGAGAUGCACCGGAUGAAGAAAGCCCUUCUUAUGCUGUCCGACAAGAGGAAAGCGGCCCUCAUGAAGACUAAAAAGAACAUAGAACUUAAAAUGAACACAAGUGUUGAUGUUGACAAGAUAAUAAAUAAGAAGAGGCUACGAAGGCCGAGCUCAGAAAGGGUGAAUGUUCCCUUGAAAUGCUUUGAGCUUUCAAGUAGUGGCUGCGAGGCCGAGGAGCGGCCGCGACCAGUAGCAAAAGUAGUUGAAAUGGAAGCCACCACUGAGAAGUCCAUACAAACUCUGGACGCCACAGAGCCAGAAGUCCUCAUAUCAAAUACAACGGUAUCAGAAAAUAACGUAACAGUUGACGGCGGCUUUCUCAACAUCUUAUUCCAAGACCUGAAAAUGCCGCAAAUAUUCAGCAAUGGGAAGCAGUACGAAGUGAACGAGGAGGCUCUGAAAAAUAUACUCAACUCGACGAAGAACGAAAGCGCUGAGGUUUCGGACGUGGUCGAUCAAAUCAUGGAUCAGAUGAAGAAGUCCGAAGAGAAUACGACGACACCCUCAACCGCCAGGAGUUUAGUCGACGAAAUGGACAUGUAUUACAAGAGUUUAGCCGACGAAGACAAAGUCUAUACUUCUCAGAGUGAAACAACAGAUUCUGAAUCGCCAGUCGAAGAUGUGAGACUAGUGGAAGAUAAAGAGAACAGUGUGUGUGAAGAGAAUUCUUUUGAAGAGGUUGAAGAUGCAGUGGGGUUAGUGGAAGAUGUUCGAGAGAGGAGCCAGGCCGGGCCGCUACCCGUGCCAGUAGGAGCGCCCGUCGAAUCCCUGGAUGAAGCCAAUAAAACCGAUGACGAAAGCCUAAUUAUUAUUGAUGAGAGCAGUAACGUGAGUGCAGAAGCGAUGUCUGACUCGGCGGAGCCACAUUGUGAGAUUGAGUUCACAGAACCGGGCUUGGUCUCGCCGGUAGAUUGUGAAGCUGAGCGGCUGAGGAAACAACAGAUGGCUAUAGAAAAGGAGAUCAAAGCACUCGAGCAGCAGCAGUCCCAAUUGCUAGCGGUCCGGUCUAUCCCGGACAAGCCGCCGCCGCCCUACACCCCUCCCAUGGACGCCCGCUCCUCCCGCCCUAGACGAAGGUUCACCCCGGACGAGGCUGUGAAUACCUUGCAUAAGCUGGUACAAGGGGAGGAAGAGGCUGAUGAUAGCAAUCCGCUGGAGGUGUAUGUGAAGGACUUUUGUGAGGAGGCUGCUGAGAGGCGGAAGGCGGAGCAGAGCUCAGUCCCGUGGGAAUCGUGCAACCUGCUGCCGCGCCCGCCGGAGCCGGCCCACGACGAGCUGGUCAGGGCCACCGCCGACGAGCUGAGACAGGUGCUGACCGUCGUGCCGCCUGCUACUGUCACUGGGCUAAGCACACGUCGGUCCGACCACAUCGACAACAUCCUGUUCGCGGAGUGGCGGCGCUGCGAGCCCGAGUGGACCUCGCUGCACGCCGACGAGGCCACUGUCAAGAACCAGGUAUUCGAGAGUAUAUUCCAAAAGUUGCUGGAUCAAACUUUGGACGAAUAUAAGAAGAAUGUGCUUGGUAUUGACGAGCCGAGUGGCGAGGCUUUAGAGGCGUCAUCGAGUGCGGCCGGCCAAUCAGAACAAUGCGAUCACUGAACUCACCAAUCAGAAGAGAGGAAUCCGGUAAUAUCUGUUAAAGUACGAUCAAAUGCUCUAAUCACUAAUGCGAUGAAACACUGCCGAUUCCGAUUAUUCGGGCUACAUGUGUGAUGCUAAGGAAUUUCGCGAAAAUAUUUGAAGGUACAAAUAUGUACGGUCUUUCUAUGUCAUUACAGAAGACCAAUUUGUCUCCUAUACAAACUGUUUUACUAUAGUUUAGGUAGUUAGUUUAUAUUGUAAUUUAUGGCGAUGAUUUUUAGGCAAUUUCUAAAGAAAUGUCGGCUGAGUGAGAAUGUUGAUGAAAAAGUGAUGAGGUGUGCCUUACAACGUGAUGAACAUACUAUUAUGUAUGAUUAAAUCUACAACAGUUUAUUUUACACUUUAUAAAAACACGGAUGAAAAUGAUUUGUAUUAGGUUCGAGUGUUGUGUGUUGAUCUAUUUAUUAAAUGGUUUGUAAUAAUUUAUUGGAAUAGUGUUUCUCAGUAAAUACCAUCACAAGUUCACAGCACGUAAUAUAGUGUAUAACGAUUAUUUAUUAUGUUGAUCAUAACUGUAUACUAGAUACAAGAACCUGUCCAAUCAAUACAAGAAAUUGAGCCUUUUUGGGCUUAAAAUAUUCAUAUUUUUCAAGCUGAGAUUCUUACAAGUUUAAUGAAGUCUAUCAAAGUAUUUAUAAACCUACCUCUUCUUUUGCUCAUUAUGAAUGUUGCAUAAAACAAGACGAGAUUAUAGAAAUACAAUGCGACCUCUACCAGUAUUAUUGCUAUAUCUAUACAUUCUAUUGUUAACGCUCCAAUAAUAACUUUUCUCCGUUUGCCGUAUAGUACCCCGCACCUUUCAUAUAAUUUUUCAAAUAUAGUAUGAGUCCAUUUUGGAUUAUGUUCGGCCAGAAGAUUAUAUGGAUUAUUGACGGCCUUAGCUCCAAUUUCAAAAUAGUCGGUUAAAUCGUAAUCAGGUAGUAUUGGUUGAUCAAUUACAUGUCAUCUUCAUACUAAAUUCUUGACAGAUGUGUCAAAAGACAACCAAUAAUACCUGGUUAUGCUCUAACCGACUAUGGAGAAAUUGGCACUUUCACUCGCGGUUGGUUCAUUAAUUCCUUUGUCACUCUCCACGUUUCACAACCGAACAGCACAAAGCACAACCGACUUGAACCCUGUGUUGAAGAGGCACGAUUUCUUGAAGUCUUGUUUACUUAUCUCCAUAGAUAGAUAUUAUGCCUUCUCGGUUAUAUAUCUAUAGCUGAAUUGUUUUAUUUAUCUUCAACGCUACUUUUAUAUGUUUCAGUAACUGUAAGUAUAGGCACAUUUAGUAAAUCCUGAUCUGGUUUUUGAGUUACGAAUACUGCAGCAUAAUGUUCUGUGCAACAUAUAUUAGUACCAAAAUCGGUUAAAUUUAUAGGUUAAUUAAACUGUGAAUAAGGUUUUUUUUGUCAAUAUGAUGUAUUGUAUGUAUUAUAUAAAAAUAGGCAAAUAUUUUUAUUAUCUAAGUAAAUCAAUAAUAGACAGACUAUCUCAACUUCCAUAGUGGUAUUGAAAGUACUUAAAAAUAUGACUCCUAGGGUCGUCUAUGUUUAUAAAAAAUUCUACUUAUUCAAUAAGCAUUCAAAACCUGUCCAACCUUAUAUUUGGGAUUUGAAAAUAACAUGUUGUAGGUAAAUAAUUCUUAUUUCUAAGAGUUCUUCAAUUAAAUUACUAUCAGUAUUUAAUGCAACAAGUCGUCACACCAUAAACUACCGUUUACUACAACUCUCAGUAUGUUUACUUUAGUGAAAUGAGUCAAAAAUCUAGUGAUAUACUUUCCUAAUAAUGUAAAGUUAAUUUUAAAUGUAAAAUCUUAGUUAACACUAAAAAUGCAUUGUUGUACUUGCAUUUGGGUUGUACAUUUAUAACACUAGCAAUGAUUUACUGGUUUUAAACGAAUAUUGUAUAUUGCAGAUAUAAAUAAUAACCCUUUUUAUUUAGGUACUAUUAUGACGUAGUAUCUUGACAGGUUUUUACCUUCAGUUCUUUAUUUAGAAGAUGUAAGGGUGAAAUUUUGUUAAUAAUCAACAACUUCUUGAGGUAAAAUUUAACAACGCCUUAUUAUGUACAUUUAUUGAAUAAGUGAGAAUAACAGAGCUUAUUCCCAAAAAAACAUAUUGUAAUGUUGCAUGUAAAAUUGUAAAUAUAUUUACAGGGAGUAUCUAAUAACGUGUAAUUAAGUUAAAAGUGGCUCCCGAUAGUUUGGCCAGUUGCAUGUAAAAUAAUUCAGAUAUUAAAAGCUAGUCACCGGUUGAGAAGUUAACUUUUUGUAUCUGUAUUUCUUACUAUGUUUUUUUUAAAUAUAGGCAUCUGAAACUUUAAACAUCGUUGUAUUUUUUAAAAUUUAAUUUCCUUUUGUACAGAGUUUAAAAAAUGUAUAACGAUAUUUAUGAGUAGGUCUAUUCGGAAAAUAAUAAAAUAAAGUCUUCUAUAUUAAAUUA
Messenger RNA from Plutella xylostella (diamondback moth), 6423 nucleotides. RefSeq lists its product as uncharacterized. Lineage: Eukaryota; Metazoa; Arthropoda; Insecta; Lepidoptera; Plutellidae. The record is from RefSeq and is a predicted model, not a curated record.